This is a messenger RNA of Macadamia integrifolia, 1222 nucleotides long. Its product is annotated as protein trichome birefringence-like 38. Gene Ontology annotation, cellular component: Golgi apparatus. The coding region runs from base 44 to 1114 and encodes 356 amino acids. The transcript is spliced from 5 exons. The record is from RefSeq and is a predicted model, not a curated record. Gene Ontology annotation, molecular function: O-acetyltransferase activity. Lineage: Eukaryota; Viridiplantae; Streptophyta; Magnoliopsida; Proteales; Proteaceae.
UCACUGGUUUCAGGUUUGAGCAUAAUUGAGAUUGAAUUCCCAGAUGGGUAUCAUUAGAUAUUCUCAUCUCCUUGCCAUACUACUAUCCCUUCUCAUAUCUUUCAUCAUCCCUCAUCAAGCAAAUGGAGAAAAACCCAGAUGUAAUCUUUUCCAAGGGAGUUGGGUUUUCAAUAACCACUCCUAUCCUUUCUAUUAUAACUCAACCUGUCCCUUCAUCACUAAAGAGUUCAACUGCGAGUCUAAUGGUAGACCUGAUCUUCUUUACCUCCAUUACGGAUGGAAGCCUCAUGCUUGCACCUUGCCCAGGUUCGACGGUCAUGAUUUCUUACGGAGAUAUAGAGGCAAAAAAAUAAUGUUUGUGGGGGACUCUCUAAGUUACAACCAGUGGCAAUCUCUCACGUGCAUGCUUCAUGCUACUGUUCCAAACUCUCCUUACUCAUUGGUCCGAAAGGAAUCUCUCUCUAACUUCACAAUUCCGGAUUAUGGAAUUUCAAUUAUGCUCUCCCGUAAUGCGUUUUUGGUGGACCUUGUGAAAGGAAAAGCUGGCCCGGUUCUGAAAGUCAACUCCAUCAAAGGUGGUGAUGCAUGGAAAGGCUUAGACACUCUGAUCUUCAACACCUGGCAUUGGUGGACUUACAAGGGUGCUCUCCAAAAAUGGAAGUAUCUUGAAGCAGGAACAAGAAUAUUUAGAGAUUUUAAUCGCUUAGAGGCUUUUGAAAUGGGCCUGAAAACUUGGGCUCAGUGGGUGGACACCAAUGUAGACCCUUCCAAGACCAAAGUCUUCUUCCAAGGAAUUUCUCCUUCCCACUACAGGGGAAGUGAAUGGGGUGAACCAAAUGUGAAGAACUGUGCUGGACAAACUCAUCCAUUAAAGAACUCACACAAUCUAACAGGGUUUGCUGAGCCAAGGGCUGUGGUGAGGAGUGUGAUAAAGAAAAUGAGGAAGCCUGUGUAUUUGCUGGACAUAACAAUGCUUUCACAAUUGAGAAAAGAUGGACACCCUUCAUAUUACACUGAUGGAUCUCGUUCGGGCAUGGAUUGCACUCACUGGUGUCUUGCAGGUGUUCCUGAUACAUGGAACCAACUCUUAUAUGCUGCUCUAAUCCAAAAAUAAACUACAAAUUCUAUGGCUGCAUUUGGUAACGUUUCUGUUCCAGACGUUCAGUGUCAAAAACGGAAACUUCAGUUUUCUGUGUCAAAAUGCCUUUUUUUUUUUUUUUUA